Malassezia sympodialis ATCC 42132 is the source of this 324-nucleotide messenger RNA. RefSeq lists its product as uncharacterized. The record is from RefSeq and is a predicted model, not a curated record. Lineage: Eukaryota; Fungi; Basidiomycota; Malasseziomycetes; Malasseziales; Malasseziaceae. Gene Ontology annotation, cellular component: signal recognition particle, endoplasmic reticulum targeting. Gene Ontology annotation, molecular function: 7S RNA binding. Gene Ontology annotation, biological process: SRP-dependent cotranslational protein targeting to membrane.
AUGGUGUAUGUGAAGCGGUGGAGCGAGUUCAAGGCGCGCGCGCUCGCGCUGCAAGCGGCGCAGCCGGAGCGUACACGCCUUGUGCUCAAGGUGCAGCCCAAGACACAGACGCUCGUUGUGAAGAUCACAGACGACCACGUCACGCUCAAGUACCGAGCCAAGUCGCAGAUCAUCCUGAACCGCUUUGACGAGCUGCAGCGACUGCUGCUCGAGGCGAUGUCGGGCAUCGAGGCGCCGCCGCCCGCGCCGGAGCCGGCCAGCGCCGCGCCGCCCGCGCCCGCGCCGAAGAGCGGCGGCAAGAAGAAAAAAGGCAAGAAAAAGUGA